UCCGUCCCCCCCGGGAGCUGAAGGAAAGGGGGGCCUGAGGGCGAUCUCUCCCGCAGGGGGCCGAGUCCCGGGGAGAUGGAGGCCAGCCUGACGUGCGCCGUGUGCCUGGAGCUGCUGGACGAGCCCGUGACGCUGCCCUCCUGUUCGCACAACUUCUGUAAGAAGUGCGUCACGGAGUGGGCCUCGGCCCGGAGGCCGGUGUCGGAGGCAGCGGCCCCCGGCCCCCGGCCGCUGGUGUGCCCGCUCUGCCAGAAGCCGUGCCCCCUGGCCCACGGCGGCCGGGUCACCGACCUGCCCGUCAACAGCACCCUGGCCCAGGUGGUCGAGCUGUUCAAGGUGGGCGAGCGGCCCCCCGGGCCGUCCUCGCCCUGGGGCCGGGCCUGCGGGCAGCACCCGGGCAUGAGCAGCCAGCUCUUCUGCCGCUCCUGCUGCUUCGUCGGCUGCGGCCUCUGCGUGGUCAACGACCACCAAGGGGUCUUCCAUUCCAUCGGCAGCCUAGACUCCGCCUACCAGGAGGAAAAACUAGCUUUCUACUGCAGUCUGAAACAAUUAAGAACAACAGAUGAAGAACUUAAAAAGAAAAUAUCAAGUAAUUCAAAUGCGAAUGAGAGUGAAGCCACCAUCAUUGAAACUGAAUUCGAAAAAAUUUCCCAAGUACUGGAGAUGCGGAAAAAACAGUUGCUAGAAAAGCUUGAAAGACAAAGGAAUAUGAAAGAGCAUCAAAUCUGGAAGAAAAUGGACAACAAUAAAAAUACCAUUGAGAACUAUCUGCAGGAAUGUGAGAAACUUAUUGAUGAAGUUGAUCCUCAACGUUUCCUAGAGGUGGCAUGUGAUUUGAAUAAAAGAGUGAAGAGUCACCUUGAGUUGAUGCACUUGGCAUCAAGCUCUGAGAAAGAGCCCGAGUUCAAAAACAAACAAGUAUGUAGUAAAGCUGUGAUAAAAGAAAUAUUGGCCUUGGAGCUAACUGAAGUGGAUUUGGACAAUGCGACAGAUUUCCCGAAUGGAAGAAACAAAGAUUUAAAUGGGAAGUUCGUGUUUAAAACAGCUUCUAAAAAAUGGAAGCUUUCAAAGGAUUGUCGUAGCUUUAACUAUCAUCCUGUACUAGGAUCUGAUGUUUUGCAGAAUGGUCAGAUCUGUUUUACGCGGUUCAUGUCCAUCUCAUUCACGGAAAAGUUUGAGAAUAUGAGUCACGAGGAGCUACGCCUCCAGUAUUAUGAAAUACACCAAAAAGACGCAUGCGAUCAGAAGACGGAAAGUUUCUCGGAGAACCCAAGUUCAUCGAUGUCUUCUGUUCCCAAAUUUGCCAAGAAAAAGACUAAAUCUCCAAAGAAAAUGCAUUUUUCAUCACAAACACAAGAAAGGCUGGCUCCCACAAGUGAUUCUGACAUUUGCAAUCGGAAGGGUUUGGUGGCAAAUUCAGAUUUCCCUGCAUUAAACCUAGACUUCGGGUUUGGAACUAGGGUUCAAAGUAAUGAAAAGACGCAGUUGCCGUCACUUAAAAAUUUUGCCGCGAUUCCAGCCAAAUCAUUUGUUUCCUCCUUUGUCUCACCGCGCCCCGCAGCAGCAGAAUUACCUCUUACUGCCUCAAAGCCAAAUGACUCUGAAGGAAAAGGUUCAACUUCCACUUGGAGUGCAAGUAAUUCUGCCAGUGCACCAACCACUUCGCCUCCCUCAGUAUUUACCUUUAGCAAAUGUAAGACUCAACCUCACAAAGAAGCUCAUCAGGAUGGCUGUGACAAGGCCACAUCUGACUGCUUAAUGAUAGUAGACAGUGAAACACCGGAGACUUCAGUCGGGGCAGAUCCAGACUCUGCUACACCUGGAACCAGUUUGCCUUUCGGUUUCCAAACUUGUCUAGGAUCCAGGCAGAAGAGCUUAUUCCCGCCAUCCCCCUCUUCCAGUACGACUCGUACCUCUGAACCACCAGCUCAAGGAAGCCUGGCCUUUCGGUGGGGAAGCCAGAUGAAGGGCACGGUCAUCACGGUAGGCGCAGAAAAGAAUUCCCGACAAACGGAGCCGGCGGGAGGCGUCUGUGACCCUAAUGCCAAAGUCAUGGAUUCUGCCGCUGCUGCUGCUGGACUUUUCACCGGACGUGCAGUUCACAACGAUUCUUUCGUUUCUCUAUUCUCAAGGAGUUGUGAUCUGGAUUCCAAGUUCCCUGGAUUUCCAUUUUCCUUCAAGCCGCUAGCUUCACCUCAAGUCACAAGCGCAGGUGUUGGAGCGGAAACCAAUCUAACGCAUGGGAAAAACCAGUCAGUUGACCCUAAAUCUCCGCUGCCGAAGUGUUCUGUGAGUGUGAGUCCAGGGGCUCUCUCCUCUUCGAUGGCGUGUCAAGAGGCGGGGGUGCCGAACACAGCUGUGAACUUCCAGGGGAAGCCAAACUUUUUAUUCCAGUCAGUCAUCUUCGGAUCUCCGGUGGGAACUUUCCCCCAUACGGCGGCACAGAGAAAGCUCGGAACUGAAAAAAUGUACAGAAAAGUCGCAGCAAACUCCUCACCACCAGAUGACUUGAAAGGCGUUUCCAGCGUGCAGCCUCAAAAUGCCAAGUGCCCAACAGUGUCAGAAGUUGCAGAAGAAAGAGCCUUCAAAGGAGCUAGCCCGAAGGAAGACAGUCAAUGAAAUCACCUUGGAUGAAAGAUUUCUGCAGAGCCUUGAAUUCCUUUCAUAGACAAAUGCUUAAAAUCCAGUGUUAAACCCACUUCCUUACAAUGUAGUCUGAAAUCAACACGCUUUUUUAAUGUAAUUUGUGAAUAAAACGCAUGAAAACA
This is a messenger RNA of Tachyglossus aculeatus (Australian echidna), 2768 nucleotides long. RefSeq lists its product as uncharacterized. Lineage: Eukaryota; Metazoa; Chordata; Mammalia; Monotremata; Tachyglossidae. The record is from RefSeq and is a predicted model, not a curated record. Bases 76 to 2619 code for a protein of 847 amino acids. The transcript has 9 exons.